Drosophila takahashii is the source of this 1034-nucleotide messenger RNA. RefSeq names its product Phaedra 1 (gene Phae1). Gene Ontology annotation, biological process: proteolysis. The record is from RefSeq and is a predicted model, not a curated record. Lineage: Eukaryota; Metazoa; Arthropoda; Insecta; Diptera; Drosophilidae. Gene Ontology annotation, molecular function: serine-type endopeptidase activity.
UUAAUCUUGAAUUAUAUUAAGCGGGUAUCUGAAGAACACACGGCCGGUAAUUGAAAGCCUUAUCUUCUAGCGCAGGCGAAUUUUUGGUAUCGCGAAUUAAUUUAAACGCGCGAUAAUAAAGCCCGAUGUAAACAGUUCCGCGAAAACUAUGAUAGCGAACGGACAGCAAAAAAGGUGGCUGGCCAGUGUGCUCCUGCUGAUCCUGGGCCUGUGCCAGGUGUGCGCCGGAGUGGCGAUUGCUCGGCCCGAAGGACGAGUGGUGGGCGGAAGUGCGGCGGCUGUGAAUAGUGCUCCCUACGCGGUGUCCAUGCAGUACGGAGGAAUCCACUACUGUGCCGCCAGUAUCCUGAACUCCAACUGGUUGGCCACUGCGGCCCACUGCCUGACCAACAGCAACCAGGUGCUGGGAAGUACUCUUGUGGCUGGCAGCAUCGCGGUGGCCGGAACAGCCAGCACCACGCAGACGCGCAGCAUCACUUACUUCGUAAUUAACGAUCUUUAUACCGGAGGAACUGUUCCCUACGAUAUCGGAUUGAUCUACACGCCCACCGCCUUCGUUUGGAGCGCUGCCGUGGCUCCCGUAACGCUUCCCUCCGCCGGAGUGGUGCCCACUGGCACCGCCAAUCUCUACGGAUGGGGCAGCACCAGCACCACGAACACCGCCUCCUAUCCCUCGACCCUCCAGGUGGCCACCAAUGUGCCCAUCAUCUCGCUGAGCUCCUGUGAAUCAGCUUUGGGCACCAAGGGCAGCGAUGUCCACUCGACCAAUCUGUGCACUGGUCCCCUCACCGGAGGCGUCAGUAUUUGCACCUCGGAUUCGGGAGGUCCACUCGUCCAGGGCAAUGUCCUAAUUGGCAUCGUGUCCUGGGGCAAGCUACCCUGUGGUCAGGCGAACUCGCCCUCGGUUUAUGUGCAGGUCUCCUCGUUCAUUUCCUGGAUAUCCUCCAACCAACAGGUGCCGUAAACUUAACAAUUGGGAUUUUUUCCUUCAAUAAAAGCAAUCAAAGUUGUGCCUUCAGUGGCUGGUGACUUAA